AUGCUUUUAAAUUUUCAUAACUACAAAGUGAAAGCUCUAACAGAAAAAGAAAAGGGAGCAGAUGUUGUUACUUUAUUUUUCAUGUAUGGUACGCUUUUUGAAUGGGAAAUAACUAAGAACUAAGCAAUAAAAAUGAAGCAGAGGAUCGUGAAAUUUUUCAAUAGCAAUCUCAUGAAAGAAAUAUGCUUAAGGUUAUAUGAGUAUUUAAAGAAUGAUGUGAUUUGCUAAUUGAAUAAGAUGAGGAAUGAAUAAAUUAGGGUUCAAGGAAAAUAUAGAUAGUAUAAUUUGUUAUAUUUAUGUAAGGCAACUUGACGAAUUCAUUUAAAAGUGA
Molecule: messenger RNA, 331 nt
Organism: Paramecium octaurelia
Lineage: Eukaryota; Ciliophora; Oligohymenophorea; Peniculida; Parameciidae
Source: the annotation of a GenBank genome assembly